Aspergillus japonicus CBS 114.51 is the source of this 4578-nucleotide messenger RNA. Its product is annotated as dynamin-like GTPase vpsA. The coding region runs from base 1 to 4266 and encodes 1421 amino acids. The transcript has 14 exons. The record is from RefSeq and is a predicted model, not a curated record. Gene Ontology annotation, molecular function: GTPase activity; proton-transporting ATPase activity, rotational mechanism; ATP hydrolysis activity. Lineage: Eukaryota; Fungi; Ascomycota; Eurotiomycetes; Eurotiales; Aspergillaceae. Gene Ontology annotation, cellular component: fungal-type vacuole membrane; proton-transporting V-type ATPase, V1 domain. Gene Ontology annotation, biological process: ATP metabolic process; proton transmembrane transport.
AUGACCAUUUUGUCCAAGAUCGCGAAGUUGAAUGUCCUAUAUAGAAUUCGAAUGUUAGGAUUAGGCGUGCCUCGACUUCGCACACGACCCUCGUUGCUGGAUCUGAUUGUCAGUCAAAAGGCUGCAGUGUGGUCGGAAGUUGGUUCGAGGUCGUCAUCACCGCCUGAGCUAGAAGGCCAAAACCAGCAGUUGGAACUGCCACCGCUCCCCGUGUCGCCCACUUCAUCAUCCUGCAGCGACAACAGCCUCUCCUCCCCUCUUUCUCCCAUCCACCACCGCCGCCCCUCUUCCUCCACUCUCUCCAUCCACGACCGUACUUCACACACUAUGGCCCCCUCCGCUGAUGAUGGCGAGAACCAGCAUGGUUCCGUCUUCUCCGUCUCCGGACCCGUCGUCGUGGCCGAGCAUAUGAUCGGUUGUGCUAUGUACGAGUUGUGUCGAGUCGGUCAUGAUCUGCUUGUUGGAGAAGUCAUUCGUAUCGAUGGAGAUAAGGCCACCAUUCAGGUCUACGAGGAAACUGCUGGCUUGACGGUUGGCGACCCCGUCCAGCGUACAGGAAAGCCUCUUUCGGUUGAGCUCGGUCCCGGUCUGAUGGAAACGAUUUACGAUGGUAUUCAGCGCCCCCUGAAGGAUAUCUCCGAACAGUCCGAGGGCAUCUACAUUCCCCGUGGUAUUGCAGUCAAUGCCUUGGAUCGUAAGAGAAAAUGGGACUUCAAGCCUGGGAAAUACAAGGUCGGCGAUCACAUAACUGGCGGUGACAUCUGGGGUACCGUUUUCGAGAACAGCUUGGUGAACGACCACAAGAUCAUUCUUCCUCCCCGCGCGAGGGGUACUAUCACCAGAAUCGCCGAAGCUGGUAGUUACACGGUUGAGGAGAAACUUCUUGAAAUCGAGUUCAAUGGUGUGAAGACCGAGCACAGUAUGAUGCACACCUGGCCCGUCCGUGUGCCCAGACCUGUGAACGAGAAGCUGGCCUCUGACUCUCCGUUCAUUGUCGGCCAAAGAGUCUUGGAUUCUCUUUUCCCCAGUGUCCAGGGUGGUACCGUCUGUAUUCCCGGCGCCUUCGGAUGCGGUAAGACUGUUAUUUCUCAGAGUGUGUCCAAGUUCUCCAACAGUGAUAUCAUUGUCUAUGUCGGUUGCGGUGAGCGCGGUAAUGAGAUGGCUGAAGUGUUGAUGGAUUUCCCCGAGCUUUCCAUCGACAUUGACGGCCGCAAGGAGCCUAUCAUGAAGCGUACCUGCUUGAUUGCCAACACCUCCAACAUGCCUGUCGCCGCCCGUGAAGCCUCUAUCUAUACCGGUAUUACGAUCGCCGAAUACUUCCGUGACCAAGGAAAGGACGUGGCUAUGAUGGCGGAUUCCAGUUCUCGUUGGGCCGAGGCUCUCCGUGAAAUCUCCGGUCGGUUGGGAGAGAUGCCUGCUGAUCAGGGUUUCCCCGCCUACCUGGGUGCUAAGCUUGCCUCCUUCUAUGAGCGUGCCGGAAGGAGUAUCGCUCUCGGAAGCCCCGAGAGAACCGGCAGUGUCAGUAUUGUCGGUGCCGUCAGCCCUCCAGGUGGUGAUUUCUCGGACCCUGUUACCAGCAGCACUCUCGGUAUCGUCCAGGUCUUCUGGGGUCUGGACAAGAAGCUGGCUCAGCGCAAGCACUUCCCUUCGAUCAAUACGUCGAUCUCCUACAGCAAGUAUACCACGGUUCUGGACCGCUACUACGAGAAGCACCACCCCGAGUUCCCUCGUCUGCGUGACCAGAUUCGGGAGCUUUUGACCAAGUCAGAAGAUUUGGACCAGGUGGUGCAGUUGGUCGGUAAGGCGGCAUUGGGUGACUCGGAUAAGAUCACCCUGGAUGUGGCUGCCAUGGUCAAGGAUGACUUCCUGCAACAGAACGGCUACAGUGACUACGAUCAGUUCUGUCCUCUGUGGAAGACUGAGUACAUGAUGAAGGCUUUCAUGGGCUACCAUGAUGAAGCGCAGAAGGCCGUUGCCCAAGGUCAGAAUUGGGCCAAGGUUCGCGACGCCACGGGUGAUAUUCAGACCGCUCUGCGGAACAUGAAGUUCGAAGUGCCAGACAACGAGGCGGAGGUGUCUAACAAGCUUCCUUUUUUUGUAAUUUGGAGCGAUUCCCUAAUCAUCAUUGCCAGCCAUGGCAAGCCCAACUGGCUUCUCGUGCGCAAUUUCCCCUCCCCCUUGGGCCCUCGUGCCCUCAAUGCUAGGAUCAAUGUCAACGAUCCCAGCUUGAUCUCCCUGGUCAACAAGCUGCAGGAUGUCUUCGCUACCGUCGGAGUUCACAACCCCAUCGACCUGCCUCAAAUCGCCGUCGUCGGCUCGCAGUCUAGCGGAAAGAGUUCCGUCUUGGAGAAUAUUGUUGGCCGCGAUUUCCUCCCCCGUGGUUCCGGAAUUGUCACUCGCAGACCCCUCAUUCUGCAGCUGAUCAACAAGCCCGCUGCACAGACCAACGGUGUGAAGGAAGAAGAGUUGGAAGGCACGGACAAGGAGGCAAAUGUGGACGAGUACGGCGAGUUCCUGCACAUUCCCGGCCAAAAGUUCUACGACUUCAACAAGAUCCGCGAUGAAAUCGUGCGCGAAACCGAACAGAAAGUUGGCCGCAACGCCGGCAUCUCGCCCGCCCCGAUCAACCUCCGUAUCUACUCGCCCAAUGUCCUGACGCUGACGCUGGUUGACUUGCCCGGUUUGACCAAGGUGCCAGUGGGUGAUCAGCCCAAGGACAUUGAAAAACAGAUUCGGGACAUGGUCAUGAAGUAUAUCAGCAAGCCCAACGCUAUUAUCCUUGCUGUCACUUCCGCUAACCAGGAUUUGGCCAACUCGGAUGGCUUGAAGCUGGCGCGCGAGGUGGAUCCCGAGGGUCAGCGUACCAUCGGUGUGUUGACCAAGGUGGAUCUGAUGGACGAGGGCACCGACGUCGUGGAUAUUCUUGCGGGCAGGAUUAUCCCCUUGCGCCUGGGUUAUGUGCCGGUGGUCAACCGUGGUCAGCGCGAUAUUGAGAACAAGAAGCCCAUUGCUUAUGCGCUGGAGAACGAGAAGAACUUUUUCGAGAACCACAAGGCUUAUCGCAACAAGUCGUCAUACUGUGGAACACCUUAUCUUGCUAGGAAGUUGAACUUGAUCCUCAUGAUGCACAUCAAGCAAACGCUUCCCGACAUCAAGGCCCGCAUCUCGUCCUCUCUCCAGAAAUACUCUUCCGAACUAUCGCAGCUUGGCGACUCGAUGCUCGGCAACAGCGCUAACAUAAUACUGAACAUCAUCACCGAGUUCAGCAAUGAGUACCGUACUGUGCUGGAGGGUAACAACACCGAACUUUCGAGUAUUGAGUUGUCCGGAGGUGCCCGUAUCAGCUUCGUGUUCCACGAGCUCUACUCGAACGGUGUCAAGGCAGUCGAUCCUUUUGAUCAGGUGAAGGACAUUGAUAUCCGCACUAUCCUCUACAACUCCUCCGGAUCGUCACCAGCCCUCUUCGUUGGCACGACCGCUUUCGAGCUGAUUGUGAAGCAACAGAUCAAGCGACUGGAGGAUCCCAGCUUGAAGUGUAUCUCUCUGGUCUACGAUGAACUCGUCCGCAUUCUUGGUCAGCUCUUGAACAAGCAGCUCUUCCGGAGGUAUCCUAUGCUGAAGGAGAAGUUCCAUGCUGUGGUCAUUGGAUUCUUCAAGAAGUGCAUGGAGCCGACCAACAAAUUGGUUCGGGAUCUUAUUGCCAUGGAGACGGUGUACAUCAAUACUGGACACCCUGACUUCCUUAACGGACACCGCGCUAUGGCUAUCGUCAACGAACGCCAACUUGGAAGCAAGCCUACGCAAGUAGAUCCGAAGACCGGCAAGCCCCUCCCUCCGCGGGCCAACAGCCCUUCCGUUGAGACUCCUACCGACACCGGCAGCUCUGGGUUCUUUGGCAGCUUCUGGGCCUCGAAGAACAAGAAGAAGAUGGCCGCUAUGGAGCCGCCACCGCCCACUCUGAAGGCUUCUGCCGCCCUGUCCGAGCGCGAGAGCAGCGAAGUUGAAGUUAUCAAACUGCUCAUCACAUCGUACUUCAACAUUGUCAAGCGCACCAUGAUUGACAUGGUUCCCAAGGCCAUCAUGUACACCCUUGUCCAAUUCACCAAGGAUGAGAUGCAGCGCGAGCUCUUGGAGAUGAUGUACCGCAACAACGAGUUGGAUGAACUCCUGAAGGAGAGCGAUUACACCAUCCGCCGGCGGAAAGAGUGCCAGCAAAUGGUAGAGAGCCUAUCCCGCGCUAGCGAGAUUGUCAGCCAGGUUCAGUGAGUGCCAGAGUUGGAUGGUUGAUUUUCACUUUCAUACACCCGGUUGCUUUCUGUUGUCCUGGUAGCCAGUCUUUUUGGAGGGGCUCAGUCUCUUGCGGGGAGUUGAUGAUGCCUUAUGUUUAUAUUUUCUUCUGAUGCAAGAAUUCCACGGCCGCAUGGUGGAUGAACGGUUGCCAAGAUUUGACGAAUUUGUAUCGCCUAAUGACUGCGGAUGAUUGCGGCUUGUUUAGAAUUGAGACCAUUUUGCAGAUUAGCAGUUGCAAUGUAUAGUAGCUCAAGGAGGGAACCCGUACUAUUCAGGUUUGAUGUUCAG